Messenger RNA from Papilio xuthus (Asian swallowtail), 1440 nucleotides. It is a transcript of the gene Coprox, whose product is annotated as oxygen-dependent coproporphyrinogen-III oxidase. Gene Ontology annotation, cellular component: cytoplasm. Gene Ontology annotation, molecular function: coproporphyrinogen oxidase activity. The transcript has 9 exons. The coding region runs from base 103 to 1347 and encodes 414 amino acids. The record is from RefSeq and is a predicted model, not a curated record. Lineage: Eukaryota; Metazoa; Arthropoda; Insecta; Lepidoptera; Papilionidae.
ACGUGACUUGUCACUUGUCACUUGUUGCUGUCAGAGAGUGCAGUUCUGUCAAAACAUCGGAUUAAGAGUAAACUUUUCGUUAAAGAGUUUUUAUUUAAAGAAAUGUCGUACAAAACUAUCGUAAGAAGCCUUCGGACACUAAGUUAUGUGGGAAGCUAUAAGAAAAUACGAAGCCGACCUUAUAAAUUUUACUAUGCAGCGAUAGUAGGCACAGGUUUUAUAGCAUACAACCAGAUGAAGAACAACAAAGCCGAGAUGAAAGAAAUCAUGCAGCUUAAGAACUAUAUGGCUGAACCAAUUACACCUCUGGCACAAUUGGAACAGAAUCCUGAUGAUAUGAAGACACAGAUGGAGCUGCUAAUCAUGAGGAUACAAGCGGAGUUCUGUAGAGCUCUGGAAAAAGAAGAAGAUCAGGCAUGGGAAGAUGAAAAAACAGCUGAUGAUUAUGAUUUUGAUAAAGACCUGUUUUUACCUUCACCGGAGUCAAAAUUCAAAGUGGACCGAUGGACCAGGAAAGAGGGUGGUGGAGGGAUAACUUGUGUCCUUCAGGAUGGACGCGUAUUUGAGAAGGCUGGGGUUAACAUAUCCGUGGUGUCGGGAACUUUGCCGCCCGCUGCCGUGCAGCAGAUGAGAAGCAGAGGCAAGAACUUGCAGUCAUCAGAGCUGCCGUUCUUCGCUGCAGGAGUGAGCGCGGUUAUCCACCCCCGCAACCCCAUGGUGCCCACUGUGCACUUCAACUACAGGUACUUCGAGGUCAGGGAUAAAGAUGGUGUUCAAUGGUGGUUCGGCGGUGGUACAGAUCUAACUCCAUAUUACCUGAACGAAGAUGAUGCGAUACAUUUCCAUCUUACUCUUAAGGACGCCUGCGAUGCACACGACCCUACAUAUUAUCCCAAGUUCAAGAAGUGGUGCGAUGAUUACUUCACAAUCCCGCACCGAGGUGAAAGAAGAGGCAUCGGUGGUAUAUUCUUCGACGACAUUGAUUUCCCUUCCAAAGAAAAAGCUUUUGAAUUUAUAACAUCAUGUGCGGAGUCUGUCGUUCCGAGCUAUAUUCCUAUUGUACAAAAGCACAAAGACGACGCGUACGGUUACCACGAGCGUCAAUGGCAGUUGCUACGUCGCGGUCGCUACGUGGAGUUCAACCUGGUGUACGACCGCGGCACCAAGUUCGGUCUGCACACGCCUGAAGCUAGAUACGAGUCCAUACUCAUGUCGUUACCUUUGAAUGCGAAAUGGGAGUACAUGCACGAGCCUAAACUUAACUCUCCAGAAGAGAAAUUGAUGAGGGUUCUGAAGGAGCCUCGAGACUGGCUCAAUAUUGAAAAAGGAAAAAGAACUGUUGGUUGAUUACACAAAUUAUAACUAAGUUUCACAAGGUUUUGAGAUAUGUAAUGUAUUUUUGUAAAAAUUUUAAACUUAUUAUAAAUGUUUGGUUGUUAA